GUUCUUCAGCAGGUGCCUGGCGUGGGGUGUGCGAACAGGCCUCGGCUUAGGUGCGGCUCUCCUGCUGCUCAGAUUAAUGUGAGACAUCCUGUGCUCUUACGAGGCAACUGUACAUGUGUUUCCUGCUAGAGGGAAACACAAUUUAGAUGCAUAAGAUCUAGUCCAUUAAAAUAGAGUCUAAGUCUUGUCUUGAGGGUACUAAAAAAGCUAUGCAGUGCAAGAUCUCAGCUUUUUAAUAAUUUUUUUAACAUGAAAAAGGACAUUCAUGCACACUAGUUCCCACAGUGGGUGUGUAGAAGCUAAGAUGGUAGCAUCACUUCCCUCUGAGUAUUGGUCUUUCUGUUUUAUGGUUUUGAUUUUGUUGCUCUCUACUAUUCACUGUUUCUUUUAACCCAUGUUAUGGGGCUGAGUAUAUUAACAAAAUAAAACCACUUGGGCUUUUUCUCUUAGGGACUUUUCUUUCUUUAUGAGAGGAUUCUUUUUCCUAUUAGUGUUGUGUAAGAUUAGAUUUAAUAUUUUGCUGUUUUUUCUCACAGAGUGAUUCAUAUUCAACUUCUGUUUUCACUGCUGCCUGAACUUGCUAUUAUUUCUUGCUCUCCAUGGGGUUUAUUACCAAAACAAUCCCUCCUCUCGAGGUUAAGAACAGACAGGAUCAGCCCAUUUUCCAUUUCCAGAAGGGUGGGGAGGGGAGGGGAGGAGAAAAAAAAAUGUAUCAGGUUACAAGGGUUUUUAUGUGGAGGGGAAAAAAGCAGGAGUAAUGCCAUGGAUUUAUACUCCCACCCCUUUAAAAUGCCUGUUUAUAGGCACUUGUUGCAUUAGACCAGCCGUUUCACAUGCCAGAGGUGGUAAACAUGGCUGAGAAGACGACCUUUGUUGAUGAAAUAAAUAAAGCGUUGGCAAAGUCUGAAGGGUUUACCCUGAAGGACCUGCUGUUCUCCUACCGGGGGACUCCUUAUCCCGUCACAGUGUGCAGUGCAGAAACAUUCCAAGCCCUGGAGAACUUACAAGCUAGAAGAGAUGAUCUGGUGCUGGUGUCUUACCCUAAAUGCGGUGUGAACUGGCUUAUCCAGAUAUUAAGUGAUUUGAUAUUUACAACUACCCAGAGUAAACAUGUGAGCACAGAACUACCAUUUAUUGAAUGUGGCGAUCCAGAUAAGUACCAGAGGAUAAAGCAGAUUCCAUCUCCAAGGAUUUUGGCAACACAUCUGAAUUAUGAUUGCCUCCCCAAGUCUAUUUUCAAGAACAAAGCCAAGAUACUAGUGUUGUUUCGAAACCCUAAAGAUACAGCUGUUUCAUUUUUCCAUUUCCACAACAAUGCGCCAAGCAUCCCCCGUUACAGUUCCUGGGAUGAGUUCUUCUCAGAGUUCAUGAAUGGGAAAGUCAGCUGGGGAUCCUAUUUUGACCAUGCAGUUACCUGGAACAAACAUAUUGAGGAUGAAAAUGUUAUGGUUGUAAUAUAUGAAGACCUGAAAGAGAACCUGACUUCCAGUGUAAAGCAGAUAGCUGAAUUCUUUGGAUUCUCCUCAACGGCUGAGCAGAUUCAGUCUGUUGCAGACAGAGCCACUUUCCAGGCAGUGAAGGACAAGGCUCAGGAGACGCAUGGUCCUGUUGGCUCAAUUCUCUUCCGAAAAGGUCUUGUUGGCGACUGGAAAAAUCUUUUCACUGAAGCUCAGAACCAGGAAAUGGAUGCCAAAUUCAAAGUGUGCUUAGGAGGAACUAAGCUUGGAGCAAUGUUAAAAUAUGAUGUGUACUGCAAGGUCUGAACUAGAGUUACAGAAAAAAAUCUCAUGUCUGGGCUGCUUUUCAGUCACUUUUAUGAAAUUAAAAAGAAAUUAGGACAAAUAUCCAAUUUGAAAUAUCUGAAAAAUCUUGCAGUUUGCAGACCUGUUUAUAUGGUCUUAACUUGCACAAGCUAUCCUUGUUCAUUCAGUUAGUGCUGUUGACUUCACUGGAUCUUCUUAAAUGAGCUGUGGGUCUUUGGCCUCAUCUUGGUUUUUAAAAUUGAUUUUUAGCCAUGAUUCUGCAUUACUUGGUAGAAUCCUUUUUGGAAUGUGGAUGCAUUAGUUGCACCUGCUGAAAUCACUGAGAAUGUAUUCAGUAUGUUGAAGUGAUUUUCCAAGAGGUUUUUUUAAACAAUCAUUAAGUGUAAUUUUAAUUUUUAUUUUGUAAGUUCUUAGUAUUUCAGAGUAAAAUGAAAUUUCAAAAGGU
Dromaius novaehollandiae (emu) is the source of this 2208-nucleotide messenger RNA. RefSeq names its product sulfotransferase family 6B member 1 (gene SULT6B1). Gene Ontology annotation, molecular function: sulfotransferase activity. Gene Ontology annotation, cellular component: cytoplasm. The record is from RefSeq and is a predicted model, not a curated record. Bases 834 to 1763 code for a protein of 309 amino acids. Gene Ontology annotation, biological process: sulfation. Lineage: Eukaryota; Metazoa; Chordata; Aves; Casuariiformes; Dromaiidae. The transcript has 7 exons.